Molecule: messenger RNA, 1560 nt
Organism: Mus caroli (Ryukyu mouse)
Lineage: Eukaryota; Metazoa; Chordata; Mammalia; Rodentia; Muridae
Source: RefSeq, a predicted model, not a curated record
CUGAGAGCCAGGCGGAGCCGCCGGCGUGCGCACCUAGAAGCGCAGAAGCCGCUGGUUGCCGUGGCAACGAGGAGCCGUUCAGAAAAGUUGGACUACAUCUGACACGUUUCGUUUUCCUUUCAAUUGUCAAUUUGCUAAUACUAUGGGACUAUGCAGAAGAAUGGAAGUUAUCAUAAUGUAAUGUUAGCAAUUAUUAAAGCCACACCACAGUGUUUCCUGAUUCCUGAGACAGCAUGCUAAGAAAUAAGGAUCGUUCAUCUAACAAAGGUAACUUAGCAGUCACUGCAGUUGCCUUACAGGACCACCUAUUACAUGAUCUUCAACUUGGACAUCUCUCGGUAGCAGAUCCUUGUAAGAUAAAAGCACGAAAGAAAGAGAGGAAGUCAAAAUCUCUCAAAAGAGAUGCAACAGCCAUCAUAGAUACUGGGCUUAGAAAAACUACAGAGGGUCCUAACAUGGAAGAUACAGAGAAGGAAUAUGUUCUAGACCCCACACCACCACCAUUAACUUUAGCCCAGAAACUAGGCCUCUUGCCACCUCCCCCGUUGCCACUGUCAUCAGAUGAGUGGGAGAGAGUGAAGCAGAGAUCCCUUCUACAAGGGGACUCCAUUCAGCCAUGCCCAAUAUGUAAAGAAGAAUUUGAGCUCCAUCCCCAGGUGCUGCUUUCCUGCUCACACGUAUUCCAUAGGGCAUGCCUUCAGGCUUUUGAAAAGUUCACAAAUAAAAAAACCUGUCCCCUCUGUAGAAAGAACCAAUAUCAAACAAGAGUGAUACAUGAUGGGGCUCGCCUGUUCAGAGUAAAGUGUGCCACCAGGAUCCAAGCCUAUUGGCGAGGGUACAUCGUUAGAAAGUGGUACAGAAACUUGAGGAAAAUAAUCCCGCCUUCGGAUGCCAAAUUAAGGAGAAAGUUCUUUGAGGAAAAGUUCACAGAAAUCAGCCACCGAAUCCUGUGCUCAUACAACACCAACAUAGAUGAACUCUUCUCAGAAAUUGAUGUCUGCUUGGCGGUAAAUCGUAGCAUUCUUCAGCAGCUAGAUGAAAGGUGUGGCCAGAUAAUCACCGAGGAGGACUGGGAGAAAAUCCAAGCACAGGCUGCUCACCAUGAGAUCUAUGAAUGUUCCAUCUGCCUGACUCCACUCUCCUUUCAUGGCGAUGGCCGGCAAGCAGCCAUAGGGACCAGCAGCCAGCGUCCCAGAGAGACAGUCCUCCUGUCCUGUGCACAUCUGUUCCACAAUGCCUGCCUCCUGGCUUUGGAGGAGUUUUCUUUAGGAGACAAUGUCCCUUUCCAUGUCUGUCCUCUCUGUCGCUCCUGCUACCAAAAGAAAAUUGUUGAAUGCUGAAUUCGUGUCCAGGAAGUUAAAUCUCUGACUAGAACAAGAAAGGGGUAAAGGCUAUCCUGCCUUUGGAUGAGCUGCAUGGGUUUGGGGUAGAGGACUACACUGCUGACUGUUCUUUGUGAUUAUAUAGAGGAAAUAUAAGUACCUAUUUAACUGUGGUCUUUAUUGCAUUAAAAACAGCAUGUUCAUUUGUUGAAUUUAAAUGAGAAGUAGUGUUAGUUAA